This is a messenger RNA of Photinus pyralis (common eastern firefly), 1863 nucleotides long. Its product is annotated as facilitated trehalose transporter Tret1-like. Gene Ontology annotation, biological process: transmembrane transport. The transcript is spliced from 5 exons. Bases 379 to 1824 code for a protein of 481 amino acids. Gene Ontology annotation, cellular component: membrane. Lineage: Eukaryota; Metazoa; Arthropoda; Insecta; Coleoptera; Lampyridae. Gene Ontology annotation, molecular function: transmembrane transporter activity. The record is from RefSeq and is a predicted model, not a curated record.
CUUAUUAUUUGUAGAGCUUCCGCAUACACACUUUAAUUAGUUAGUGGUGAUCAGUCGACUGGUUUAAAUCAGUGAGAGUAUUAAGUAGGUAUUACCAUGAAUAUGCAGAGGCAAUACGUGUUUGACUGUAACGCCGAGUCCUUGGCACUACCCCACAUACAGUGUAUCCCAUGUCACAUGUUAAAAGUCAGUGAAAGACAGGCUUUUGCAUUUUAUGGAUAAUACUCCAUUGGAUGACCAACUGACUCACAUUGUCAUAUGUAGGCUACCAAGAGUUCAAUUGAAACCAAAUAUGGAACAACAUCCAUACCGAGAAAAUCCGAAACGGAUCGUCGCUCGGCGUGGUCCCAAAUCCUAGCAGUAUUAGUCAACAACAUCAUGCUGGUGUCAAAUGGAAUGGUCGCAGGGUUUCCCAUCAUUUUAAUUCCCAAACUGUCCCAAGAACACUUCGGCGCGUCAUCCAACAUCACCGAGGACCAGAUGUCGUGGAUGGGUUCGAUUAGCUUUACCUGUUCGCUGAUCGGUUGCCUCGUUUCCGGAUUCAUAACGCAACCAAUUGGGAGAACGCGAUCCGUGCAAGUUGUAGCUCCUUUACUUUUUCUGGCAUGGAUAAUAUUUCCGUUCGCCAAUGAAGUCUGGCAUAUCUACUUGGCACUUUGUCUUUGCGGCUUCGCGUGCUCUUUGGUAGAAGCGCCUAUUUUAGCGUAUAAAUCCGAAGUAUGUCAACCGUAUUUGAGAGGAAUGCUAUCUGCUACGAGUACACUAUCGGCGGUGACCGGAACGUUGAUACAAAUCGUCCUAGGUGCUUCGUGUCAUUGGAGAACAGCCGCGCUGAUUUCUAGCUCGUUUCCGGCAUUAACCUGCGUUUUGCUGUUUUACAUACCAGAAAGUCCACACUGGUUGGUUAUGCACAACAAAGAGGACGCCGCACAUGUGAGCUUGGCUUGGCUGCGCGGCUGGACGACGCUAGAGAAUGUCCAAGACGAAUUUGAAGCGAUUUGCUGCAGCUGCAGUACAGACAUCCAGAAAAGCGUCAACGAUUCAAGAGGAAAUGCAAUUGAGCCGAAACCGAGGAGUAAACUGGCGGCGUAUACCAAAAAAGGUUUCCUGUGGCCUCUUGGCUUGAUGGAGUUUAUUUUCUUCUUAUCCCAUUUUACUGGAAACACCACAUUGCAAACUUAUGCCGUGAGUCUAUUUGAAACAAUGCGUGCACCAAUGGACGAUUUUCACGCGACAGUUGUUUUGGGAGUAGCCGAAGUGGUGGGCUGUUUGAUUAGCUUAUUUUUUGUACGAGCCUAUGGUAAACGUAUAAUGACCUUUGUGUCUCUUUCCGGAAUAGGAAUUUGCAAUGUGGUUAUUGCUACGUAUGCGUACCGAAUAGGCGUAAAGUAUUUAGAACUUGAUGACGGAACUGUGAAUUCUCCAUCGUCACACUAUCAUUGGAUACCGUCAUGUCUAUUAAUUCUAUUGGCAUUUAUUGGACAUUGUGGUAUUAGAGUGUUGCCGUGGGUUUUGCUUGGAGAAGUUUUUCCACACGAAACGAGAGCGGUCGGUUGUGGUUUGGGGAGCGCUAGUUAUAAUUUAAUGAUAUUCUUAGCAAAUAAGUUAUUUAUAAACAUGGUAAAUGGGUUCACCAUGGUUGGGGUUUAUGUAUUUUACGCUGUGAUUAGUUUUGUUGGGUUAGUAUACUUGUAUGUUGCUCUUCCGGAAACAGAAGGGAAGAAUUUGGAAGACGUGAUUAAUCACUUUUCAGAAGUAGCCAUGUUAGAUAAUAACAUACAAAGAAGGGAUUCGAACAAAGCACAUUAUAGCAAUGUAUGUUAAGUUCCAUAUAACAAAAUAAAUACUGCCUAUAAAAUUGAA